AUGCGUUUUUCGAUUAUCUUCCUCGUCUCUAUUCCACUUCUCCUCGGGCUGACGUACGCUGGCGGCGUUGAAAAGGACAAACGAAACAAUGUAUGUACCGUCAAAGCAAAUGGAAAACAGAAGGAUGAUGUGCCAAAUCUUCUGAAGGCCUUCAAAGAAUGCGGAAAAGGAGGGACAAUUAUUUUCCCUCAAGAUCAGUCCUAUUCGAUUAGGACGAGACUUAAUCCAAUUCUGAAUGAUGUCACAAUACAAUGGAGAGGAAAGUGGACAUUCUCUAAGGAGCUCGACUACUGGCGCAGCAACGCCUAUCCUAUUGCCUUCCAAAACCAUCGUGCGGGCUUCAUUAUCAGUGGACACAACAUCACAAUCGAUGGAUACGGUACGGGAGGCAUCGAUGGCAACGGCAAUACAUGGUAUACCGCAGAAAAGGGCGUCACACAACCUGGGAGGCCGAUGCCGUUCGUCUUCUGGAACGUCUCUGAGGUGAAUGUCGAGAACUUCUAUGUGAAAGACCCGCCUCUUUGGAGUCUCAGUGUCAUCAACGGCACGAACAUGCGGUUCAACAACAUCUACUGCAAUGCAACAUCAGUAGAUGCGCCGUACGGCUACAAUUGGGUGCAGAACACGGAUGGAUUUGGUUCGUUUUCUGCGGUCAAUACCAUGGAUGCUGUGAACAUCCAACUCACCAAUUUUGUGUACCAAGGUGGAGAUGACUGCAUCGCCAUCAAGCCUCGAUCGUACAAUAUCGACAUCCAGAAUGUGACAUGCGUUGGCGGAAAUGGAAUUGCCAUUGGUAGUCUUGGUCAAUAUCUCGAGGACUCCAGCGUGGAGAAUGUCCGUGUGAAUAAGGUGAAGAUCGUACGAUACAACGAAGACAUGCACAACUCCGCGUAUAUCAAAACCUGGGUCGGCGCUCUGGUUCCCCAAAGCUCAUAUGAAAGCGCUGGUCUCCCUCGCGGUGGAGGCUGGGGCAAUGUGCGAAAUAUCCUCUUCUCGAACUUUGAAGUCCAAGGAGCCAACGCCGGACCCUCGAUAAGUCAAGACAGCGGUAACAACGGUUCAUACUCUGGAUCGAGUCUCAUGACCGUCUCCAAUAUCGUCUUUGCCAACUUUACAGGCUACACAAACGGCGGUUCAAGUGUCACAUCUAAGGUCUCUUGCUCCGAGGUUCAUCCUUGUUAUAACAUCGAGUUUGACAACGUGGUCCUCUAUCCUGGCAAGAAUGCAUCAAGUCCUGGGACAGGAUCUUGUAAAUAUACCGAGGACGGAGGUGUCUACGGACUCGAGGGAUGUUAG
Aspergillus novofumigatus IBT 16806 is the source of this 1296-nucleotide messenger RNA. Its product is annotated as putative extracellular exo-polygalacturonase. The record is from RefSeq and is a predicted model, not a curated record. Gene Ontology annotation, biological process: carbohydrate metabolic process. Bases 1 to 1296 code for a protein of 431 amino acids. Lineage: Eukaryota; Fungi; Ascomycota; Eurotiomycetes; Eurotiales; Aspergillaceae. The transcript has 4 exons. Gene Ontology annotation, molecular function: polygalacturonase activity.